UCAGUUGUUUUUUUUUUUUUCUCUAGCUUUGCCGAAUAAACGUAGUUCAUUUUAUUUAUAUUUUAAUUAAAAGUUUAAAUUUUAUUACAAAAAAUGGCUGAUUUCUCAAUGUAUUCUGAAUCAGAAGAUGAUUACAAUGCAUCAGAUACCGAAAUUCAAGAAGCAUUUGCCCGAGGUGACCUAAAACCUGGACUAAACAUUGAAUUUAAUCCACAAAGUGAAAAGAAAAAUGAUAUUCUAAAAAUGGCUGCAAAGCUCGACGAAAUGAAACAAGACUUGCCUUGGUUGGAACGCAUGGACCUUGUCAAUGAUUUAGCUCCACUUGCUCCAGAACUUGCCAUUCAACUUGAAAAACACGAACAGAAACGUGCGAGCGUAUUCAAAGGCAAUGCCAAAAUACCUUACCUUCGACCUGAAGAAGAUCCCGUCUUAAAUGAUUUCAAACGAGAAAUGCUCUUCCAUCGACAAGCUCAGUCAGCCGUAAUCGAAGGAAUCAAAAAGCUCCAUGAACUCGGAAUAGUUACUCGCAGACCAGACGAUUAUUUUGCCGAAAUGGCAAAAACCGACGAACACAUGCAAAAGAUUCGUUCAAAUUUGAUGGCCAAACAAGAAGGUCAAGCCAAAUCCGAACGCAUUCGACAAAUUCGUGAACAAAGAAAAAUGGGUAAAUUGUUGUCGAAACAGACCAAAGUGCAACGUGAAAUGGAAAAGAAAGAUAUGCUUGAUCAGUUGAAGAAAUUCCGCAAGGGUAAACUAAAGAAUUUGGAUUUCUUGGAAGAUGCCAAGGCAUUGGAAGCAAAGAAGAAGAAGUCGGCUGAUGGAAGAAAGUCACGUAAUAAGAAGUUUGGUUUUGGUGGUAGGAAGAAGGGGCUGAAGAAGAAUACCAAAUCGUCGGCUGCCGGUUUAGAGAAUACCAAGUUUAAGUCGAAGAAGGGAGUCAAGGCGGCACCUGGAGCUAGAACUAGACUGGGCAAGUCUAGACGGAUGAAAGCUCGUUCCAAGAAGUAGAUAGAUAUUUAAGAUGAUGUUUUAGGCUAAACUAUAGAAAUAUGUAAUCCUCUUCUUUUUUUUUAUUGACAAUAAAAUCUAAUGGAUUUUUAUUCUUUAUAAAUGAAAA
Messenger RNA from Episyrphus balteatus (marmalade hoverfly), 1117 nucleotides. RefSeq names its product probable rRNA-processing protein EBP2 homolog. NCBI's taxonomy places the organism in Eukaryota, Metazoa, Arthropoda, Insecta, Diptera, Syrphidae. Gene Ontology annotation, cellular component: nucleolus; nuclear periphery; preribosome, large subunit precursor. The transcript has 3 exons. The record is from RefSeq and is a predicted model, not a curated record. The coding region runs from base 94 to 1008 and encodes 304 amino acids. Gene Ontology annotation, biological process: rRNA processing; ribosomal large subunit biogenesis.